Leptomonas pyrrhocoris is the source of this 2698-nucleotide messenger RNA. RefSeq names its product transporter-like protein. Gene Ontology annotation, biological process: transmembrane transport. The coding region runs from base 656 to 2698 and encodes 680 amino acids. Gene Ontology annotation, molecular function: transmembrane transporter activity. The record is from RefSeq and is a predicted model, not a curated record. Lineage: Eukaryota; Euglenozoa; Kinetoplastea; Trypanosomatida; Trypanosomatidae. The transcript has a single exon.
GCAGUGGUGAGCCCACGUAAGCACCACCGCGCCGUUCGUUGUGGCUGCACCCUCCUUCUCCCUUCCCUCUCCCCUUCCUUCAUUAUUUAUCAAUUUGUGAGAGGCGAAAGCGCAUGCAACUCAGUACGCCCAUCGAUUUCCUCUUCUGUUGGAUUGGUCCUGGGGUACCCUUUUUCAAGGUUGUAUUCGAAGCCCUCCUGUGUUGUUAAGUUCUUCCUUCAUUAUUGUUAGUUCAUAACUCCCCUUUUGGUCUAGUUGAUUUAAGAUUUUUUCUCCCUUUUUUGAGAAUAACAGCGGGAGUCGGUCGCUUUCUCUGUGUGUGUCUGACGGUUUCUUUUUUAGGCUUCUGUACUUUUUCUUUGUUUUCGUCUUUCCUGCUGUGGCUCGAGUCCACACGACCAGCUAUUUUGUUUUUGUUUUUCUACACUGGUUUGUUUGUUCAUCGUUUCGUUAGGUGGGGUGCUUGCCGCUUUCAUCGCUUGCCUUCAUAGCGCUGCGCUGCGUGGUGCACCGUAAGUGCUCUUGUUGUCUUGUUAUUGCGCAUUAGCCAACUGUACUGUAAAUCGAUCGGGCAACCGUUUGCCUAGCUGGGUGACUCGUCCACCUACACACCAAAAACAAUAUAUCGCGAGCAGCGUUAAUAAGAGGGACAGAAAUGUCGACCCACAGGAAAGCCUAUCAGAGGGCACCCUCCUCCGAAGAGCCACAGGCGCCGCCGUCGCGGAUGCGCAAGGCGAAGGAGACGCCGCUGCCGCUGUCGCAGAUGAUUCCCAUGACGAUCGUUAUCAUGAACGAGAGCAUUUGUGGGACGAUGCUGAUGCCUUUCGUGGGACCAUUUGUAGCUUUCCUUCAAGGUGUCCCUGUGAACGAGGCCGGUUACUACUCAGGUGUUCUCAUUGGUGUUUUCAUGUUAGGACAGGUUGUGAGCGCGAAGACGUGGGGCCGCAUCAGCGACAAGUACGGUCGGCGCUUCCCCAUCAUCAGCGGCCUCUUCACGAGCGGGCUGAUGAUGCUGGGCUUUGGUCUCAGCACCAAUGUGUGGGUGUGUGCCGUAUUCCGUUUUUUUCAGGGUCUGUUCAACGGCAACGUGCUCGUGGCGAAGACGAUGAUGGCAGACAUCACGGACAAGACGAACCAAGCCGGCGGCUUCUCCUUCAUGAGUCUGUGUAGUGCUUUUGGAUUUCUUAUAGGACCUACCCUUGGUGGUCUUCUCUACGAUCCCGCCCACUCGAAAGGGCUUGCAUGGGCCAAGGUUGACGAAAAGGGUUUCUUCGGCACACAUCCUGCGUUUCUUACCAGUUUAGUGGUCUUCAUCUACACGAACAUCGGCAUGCUUGUGUGCACGUUUCUUGUGAAGGAGUCCAACCCGCACGCGCAGCCUCUUCCUGGCUUUAUUCGGCUGGUGUACCCGUGCCUGUGGUACAAGUCGGAGCCUUUUGUGUUACCCCCCAUUCAGUACGAGGACGAGAGUGAGGAGGAGGCCGAUGUGAGCGCGGCGACAGACGGGAGUAACUCAGAAAAUCGUUUGUCAGAUCAUACGGAUAUCGCGAGUCAGGGCAGCGCAGAUAGGGGCGGUUACAAGGGUAGCCGUGAGGGACGCGACUCUGACACGGCCCUCUCCCUCCCACGGGAAGCAGUGGUUUUGACGGCGAGUGACGUGACAUGCAUGUCGCCGGUGUACUCCCCCGUAGAGAAGGACGGUCCGCUCCGCGGUGGCUUCGACGUGGCACAGGAAAUGUCUGUUGUAGCAGAAAAGCCCUCUACGGCCAAUGCUGCGACUGCGUCAAUCGCGGGACAGCAGAAAGGGGCACCGUGCCACGAGCUGAGCCCCACCUCUGCGGCAGAGAAACCGGUGCGCGCAAGGGACGACGCCGAAGACGGCGCUGAUGAGACAGUGGUGGCGGUGGAGGUGUGGAGUGGCGCUCGCGGCGCGAAUGGCGAGGCGGCAAGCUCCCUUGCAAUCCGCCCAGAUACCGACGAUAAUGCCGGCAACGGCAGUAGUCAUUCGACGGUGACCAGUGAAGCAGUGGUGACGAAGUUUGGCUACCGUGAGGCGUUCGCCUGCACCUACACGCGUUUUAUGCUUUCGCAAUACAUGGUUCUUUCCGCGACGGACAUGAUCGCACGUGAUUGCUUCCCGCUAUGGGCAGUGGCGACCACUUCUGUCGGAGGGCUGGGCCUGACCUCCGGCCAGGUGAGCUACAUCCUUCUGGCGAACAGCGCACCGUGCCUGAUGGCGAACCUGCUCUUCCGUAUUGUGGAGCGCUACUUUACAGACAAAAUGGGACUCUUCCGUGUGGGCGUCGUCGGCGCCGGCACGGUGGUGAUACUGCUGCCGUUCAACUCGUCCUUGGGCUCUUCCUUCUGGGUGUACCUUCUCGUGUUCCUCUGCACGGCCGGGCGACAGAUGUUCUGCUCUUGGUGCUACAGCCUCAACACAAUGUUGACGGCUCGUUCUGCCCCUCCCGGUCACGUGGGCUCGAUCAUGGGCAUCAACCAGUCUUGCGGUUCCUUGGUGCGCGGUAUCGUACCGUUUGCGGCAGCCCCGGUGUUUGCCUGGUCCAUUUCAGGCGAUCACGCUUAUCCGUUCAACCACGCACUCGUGUUUUUCAUCUCGUCACUGAUGUUCUACUGGUGCUGGUGGCGCUCCUACAGUAUUCGCACUGACAUGGAUGGCAACUUGCAAAUGGUAGAGUAG